AAACAAAUAAAUGUUGAUGUUGCUGUAUCAUUAAUUUUAACCAUGUUCAGCCAAGCCCGGGUAAGAACCCUGUCCUGUGGGGACAAACUGCUGGUAAAAUACCCGCCAAAUGCCCCCGCACCCAAGGGACUCUAAGUAAGGCCCAUUCCCGGUUAUUUUUGGCGCAAAGGAAAAACCACCGCUCUCACCUGGCACUGCCGGUCUACGUGAAAGAAAAAAACACAGCCCAUUUCCCUGGCUAUCCCUGGUACACCUGGGUGGGGCGUGGUUACAAUUGAUUCGUGCAUUAAUUGUUAACACACUGAUAAGAGAAUCAGAACCAAAGCCACACAAUGUCGGAUGACUAUUCUGGGUCUGACUUUGAAGAUAUCAGUGAGGACGAGAUAGACCCUAAGCCUGUAGUUGUGGAGGUUAGGGGGCUUGGUACCAAGGGGAGCCCUGUAACUGCCAGAAGAAGUCCAGGGCUCUCACAUCGUGGUGGUAGCAGAGCCUCCCGUCAUAGACAUGAAGACCUUGAGGAAAGCGAGGAAGAGGAAUCAGAUGAAGAAGAGUAUGAGGCCGUUACAGCAAGGGGCUCGGCACGACGCCCGCAUAGCUCAAGAAACAUUAAGAUGAAGAACGGGAACAAGUCUGUGAACAUGACACCUCCGAACAAAUUACUUGAGAAGGCUGUGAAGUUAAUCGAGAAGUUUGUGGAAAAAGGAAAGGCUGACAGGGUGAUUCAAGAACGAGUGAAGAUAUUAGCCCUCACAAGGAUAGUUUAUGGAAGUACACAUUGGAGAUUGGCAGAAGCUCAUGUAAACCUGGCACAGGAUUAUUUAGAGUUAAAAAACUUCACAGCACAAGCGGAAUACCACGCAGAAAAUGCCAUGCAGAUAAUGCUGAAUUCCGUUUCCACGACAACCAGUGAACAGGAGAAAGCCAAUGUGUUCAGUGUUCUAUUCCGUCUGAACUACAUCCAAGGCAAGGCACAGGUUGCAUUGAAAAAAUAUGCUGAGGCUGAUGCUGCAUUUAAGAAGGCUGAUCGAGCAUACCAGGCCAGUUCCAAGUUGUCCUGUGUUACUGAUGAUGAAUGUGAUGAUAUGGAAAUAAAGCUUGCCCAAGGCAGAGCCAGGUUGUCAUGGAGACAGAAGAAGUAUGCUGUAGCAGGGUCAGAGUAUGACAAAGUGAUUGACUUGACCAAGAGGCGAUAUGGGGAAGAUGCUCUAGAGCUCAUAGAACUCUACCAGGAGAAUGGCCGAUUGGAACAGUCCAAGGGUCGCCAUGCCAACCAUGAUAAAGCUAUUGAAAUGUUUCUGCAGGCUCAUUCCAUUGCUGCUGCCAGGUACAAGUAUGCUAGUGAAGAGAUAGUAGAUACAGCUCUGGCCCUGGCUCAAGCAUAUUCAACAACUGGAAGGGAGGAGGCUGAAAGUUCAGCAGAGAGCUAUCUUAAUGAAUGUCUCGGCUCGUGUACAGCAGUUUAUGGACCUGAUCAUAAAAAGACACUAGAAGUACAUGACGAGCUGGCCAGACUGCUUGUCCGUUCAGACAGACAGACGGAGGCUAUGGACAUUUUGAAAUCAAGCAUCCCAUUGAAGAAUGAAGUGUAUGGAGACUACUCCGAGAAUGUAGCUGACACUCAUAAGCUAAUGGCAUCCAUACAUUUGGCUCAGGGGAGCAUUGAGAAGGCUCUUAGAUGCUAUAAAAGGUGCCUCAACAUAGAAGUUUUGGUAUUAGGAAAGAACCACAAGAAAACCAAGGACUCCGAGAGAACCAUUGACAUACUGAUGGCAAGCCCAGGCUUGUCAAAGAAGUUUGUGCUGAACAAGGAUGAUGAAUUAAAGAAACGGCCAAGAUUCAAUGCAAUUUCAAAGACUGCUAAAACCAGUUAGGACAAAAAAGUGACUUAUGUAUAGACCGUUUGUAAGGGAUUUUGUUAAAGUUAACAACAAUUUAAACAUUAACAUUAUUAAUUAUCAAAUAUUUACUGCUGUCGAAAUUCCAUGGAUUCCUUUGCCAUGUGCAGUAUUUCUAACAAGAUUUGACAAGUGUUUCAGCUGUACGUAAUAUAUAGAAUGUUUUUCAUUUAAAAGUUAAUAACAAUGAUGUUAUUUCGUUUGUAUUAUUUACUUGAUCUGGACAAUUGGUCCUAAUUUAGUGAAAUUAUUUGGUCAGAUAUAUGUGUAUACCCUUUCCGUCCACAGUAGUCCAUUACGUAGUCUGUUAACUGUUUUUUCUCUAAAAGUAGGCAUUUGCAAUUGUUUUUAUAUAUUUUUUUAUUCAAGUCAUUGUGCAUAUUAAUGUUAAUGUCAUUUCAAACAGAAGACGAUAUGAAUGUCGAAAAGUCAUUCGUUUAUCAAGGAUAUAUUGAAAAUGGUUAGUGGAUAUUCAGUUCUUAGCCUGUUCAUUGUUCAAUGUCAUUAGACCACAUCAUACAUGUCAUGUUUUUGAAAGGCUCCCCAUGAGAUUUUGAGCAGAAUUCCAGCGGAUUUGAGUCACUUAUCAGGGAAUUUAAAUCAUCGCCAUUGAGCGCUUUGGCGCGGGUACCAUUUUACCUAUUGCAACAUCCAGAAGUGUUUGUCAUUCUUAAAGUCAAUCAUAUUUUUUUGAGACACUGUGAUCACUGUUAUGUAUAUGUCAUAUUUCAAAUAUGAUUACAUUGCAUAUAAAAAAUUUCAUAGUAAAAAAAAUAAAAAAAAUAAAAAAUAAAAAAAAAAUAAAAAAAUAUAUAUAUAUAUAUAUAUAUAUGAUGCAAUUUAAUAGGCUUACCUUUCUAUAACGGCGAUAAAAAAUCUGCUUGCUGUCAGAAAUGAUGACUUAUAAGAUAUCGGAAUGUAUAUUGAUAUUUUUCAUUUUUUCUACUUCCCAAAUUGUCACAUUUGUUUUCAUUGGUCAUUACAAGAAGUAAAUGCAUCCCUUUUGUAAACUAUGUUUUUUUUGUUUUUUACGUGUAUGAUUAGAUCUAUUAAUAAACUAUUUAAAUAUAUGGUAAUUGUAUUUUCCAAUGGCAAUAUAUUUCACCGAGUGAGCAUCAAGCGUAGCCACAAGUGAAAUAGUUUAUAUUGUAUUUACUAUGGGUGUUCAUAAGGUGAAAUACAUUGCUUUCUUGCAUCAUAAUUUUGUCUUCGUUAUAUGCCCUAAAAGGGUUCUUGAAAAACGCGUUAGAAAACAAUAAAACUAAUUUUGUGUCCCAUCCUUGUUUGCGCUGAUAUUUGAUUUGGACGGUAAGAAAGGGCUUAAAUUUCAAAACAGUGGAAAAUAUCAAACUGUCUAUUUGCGCUGUUUGAAACAGUGAAAUGUCAAUAUUAUUUCAUUGAUAAUUCACUUUAAACCACCGGAAAGCAUAGAAGAAAUGCUGGACCUAAUGAACAUGUUUAAAUACUAGUGAAAACCACGUAUAGUUGUGGUUCAUAUGAUGUUGAAGUUAUCCAUGGCUGAAUGUAUAUAAAAAGGCGAUUUAUAUGUACGGUAAAGAAGCA
Messenger RNA from Mya arenaria, 3458 nucleotides. RefSeq names its product tetratricopeptide repeat protein 23-like. Bases 333 to 1871 code for a protein of 512 amino acids. The transcript has 14 exons. NCBI's taxonomy places the organism in Eukaryota, Metazoa, Mollusca, Bivalvia, Myida, Myidae. The record is from RefSeq and is a predicted model, not a curated record. Gene Ontology annotation, molecular function: protein binding.